AUGGAACUGACUUGUCUGAGCAAAGGAGAUGGCUUUCACUACCCACCUUGCCACAUGCUGAACCUAAGCGGUUUCAGGAUCUUGAUCGACUGCCCUUUGGACCUUUUAGCAAUCACAAUCUUCUCUCCUGUUCCAUGUGAUGUGGGGUUUGAAGCUUAUGGUCAGAAUGAUCAGAAUCCAAUUCAAAAGAAGCAGAAACUGGAGAGACAGAUGACUCCUGAUGACUUGGUAUCCGCAGAGCCGUGGUACAAAACUGUCAAGACCUUGCAUUUGUGGGAGGUUUCUUUAAUUGAUAUAGUUCUCAUCUCCAACCCUAUGGGAUUGCUUGGAUUGCCAUUCCUUACUCAACACCCAAGAUUCUGCGCCAAGAUUUAUAUGACUGAAGCAACAGCUAAGAUUGGUCAGCUCAUGAUGGAAGAUCUUGUCUCUAUGCACAUGGAGUUCAGACGCUUACACGGACCUGAGGACUCUAGUUUUCCUUGGUGGACAAAGAAUCUAGAUGGUGAACAAGUGCCAAGUGUGCUUAAGAAUCUUGUCUUUGGUGAGAGUGGUGAUGAUCUAGGCAGUUGGAUGCGUCUCUACAGUUUAGAUGACGUAAAGAGUUGCAUGAAGAAGGUUCAAGAUGUAAAGUUUUCAGAAGAAGUUUGUUAUAAUGGGACGUUGAUCAUUAAGGCUCUAAGUUCAGGUCUAGAUAUUGGGGAUUGCAAUUGGUUGAUCAAUGGCCCUAAUGGAAGUUUAAGUUAUGUGUCAGACUCCAUCUUCGUUUCACAUCAUUCGAAAAAUUUCGACUCCCAUGGUCUCAAAGGAACAGAUGUGAUGAUUUACUCUGGUUUCUCAUGCCUCUAAACCGCAGAAAUGACUGAGAAUGAUUGUAUAUCAACAAUCAGUGAGAAUAAUGACGAGUGCUUGGCUGCUUCAUUACUAGACAAUGAAGAAAGCUUAGGAGAGCUAGAGAAACUAGCGUUUGUCUGCUCAUGUGCUGCGGAAUCUGCGGAUGCUGGUGGCUCAACCUUAAUAACGAUUACUCGAGUGGGGAUAGUUCUGCAGCUCCUUGAGCUAAUGUCAAAUUCUCUUGAGUCUUCUUCUCUAAAGGUUCCAAUCUUUGUAAUAUCUUCUGUGGCAGAAGAGCUAUUGGCAUACGCAAACACCAUACCAGAGUGGCUGUGUGAGCAACGACAGGAGAAGUUAAUUUCAGGAGAACCAUCAUUUGGUCAUCUUAAGUUCAUUAAAGACAAGAAGAUCCAUUUGUUUCCUGCCAUUCACUCACCUAACCUAAUAACAAGUUGGCAAGAACCAUGCAUAGUGUUUGCUCCUCACUGGAGUUUGCGGCUUGGUCCUUCUGUCCAGCUUCUUCAGCGUUGGCGUGGAGAUCCAAAAUCAUUGCUUGUUCUUGAGGACGGUAUAAGUUCAGGUUUAGGACUUCUCCCCUUCAGACCAAUCGCUAUGAAGAUUCUCCAGUGUUCAUUUCUUUCUGGAGUCAGGUUGCAGAAGCUCCCAACUCUUCUUUCCUUUUUGCAGCCAAAGAUUGUUUUGGUCCCUGAUGUUGUCAACCAGAGGAUCAAUCUUUCUACGGUGAAGACAAAAUCUAUCCUGAAUUUGUUUUGUUUGGUGUAGUAACUACAACUAUUGAAUUCUAAAAAUUAUGCGUUCGCUUAAUCCACAAUGUUAUAUAAAGUGCAUAA
Molecule: messenger RNA, 1682 nt
Organism: Brassica oleracea var. oleracea
Lineage: Eukaryota; Viridiplantae; Streptophyta; Magnoliopsida; Brassicales; Brassicaceae
Product: integrator complex subunit 9-like
Exons: 11
Biological process (GO): snRNA processing
Cellular component (GO): integrator complex
Source: RefSeq, a predicted model, not a curated record